This is a messenger RNA of Diabrotica balteata, 327 nucleotides long. The record is from the annotation of a GenBank genome assembly. Lineage: Eukaryota; Metazoa; Arthropoda; Insecta; Coleoptera; Chrysomelidae.
AUAAUGGCAAGAACAGCGGAAGAUCUACAAAAUCUAGUUGAAGGUAUGAAUGUGAUAUGUAAUAACUACGACAUAAGGAUGAACGUCAAAAACACCAAAUAUAUGACCUUCAGUAAGAAUCCAAUACAUGCCACUAGUAUCGCAAUAAACGGUACCCAACUUGAAAAAGUAAGCAAAUACAAAUACUUGAGAACCCAUAUCAAUGAAACAGGUGACCAACAUCACGAGAUGAAAAGACAUAUUGAAAUUGCCUUGCUACCUUUAUAAAAAUGAAAAAAUUAUUUUGUAAUCGUAAUAUUAGUAUUUAUCUACGAAUUAGAAUGUUAA